AUGAAGUUCCAGCUUGCGCUUGCCCUGGCGGCCGCGCCCAUAGCAUCCGCUCAUUAUUUCUUCCCCAAUUUCAUCGCCAAUGGCAACUUCACCAAGUAUUUCGAAUACGUGCGUGAGGAUACCCAGGGCUACAUGCCUUACAAGGGCGGCUACGACAGCACCGACUUCCGCUGCAAUGUUGGUUCACAGGACUUUGCCAGCAAGACCGACGUCUAUAAGGUCAAGGCCGGCGACACCAUUGGCUUCGGCACCGAUUUCGGCGCGUUGAUCGAGCAUCCCGGACCGAUGCAGGUAUACCUGUCGAAGGCGCCUGGGGACGUGCGUGACUUUGACGGGUCCGGCGACUGGUUCAAAAUAUAUGAGUUAGGCCCGACAUCGUUCGGCAGCGAUGGCAUCGAAUGGGGAGUUACGGGUAGAUCAAAUUUCACUUUCACCCUGCCCAAGGAGACCCCUGCCGGUCAAUACUUGGUUCGCAUCGAGCAUAUUGCCCUACAUGGCGCCGGUGAGUGGGGUGGCGCGGAGCUCUACUUCAACUGCGCGCAGAUUGAGGUCGAGAGCGAUAGCACCGCCAUUCCCUAUCCCGUUGUCCAGAUCCCGGGAGUCUAUGAUGGAUAUGAACCUGGCAUUCUCUUCUACAUGUAUCGCCCCUAUUGGACCAACUACACCAUGCCCGGGCCUCGCGUAUGGCCGGACGGUGGCUCCAACGUGGUCAAGGCUGCUGGGGUUUCUGUCGCCCCGUCAGGCUCCUGGUCUGCAUCGGCUGUGACUGCCACUGUAUCGGACUCUGCUGCCAUUCACCCCGUCUCGUCUAGCUCGGUCUUUUCUUCCACAACACCCGGGGUGGCUGUUGCAGAAACGACGACAUCUUCAACGCCCGUGCGCAGCCUCGCUGCCAGCACUUCUCUGACCUCACCAACUUCCUGCAACCUUGAACCGGUUUACGUGACUGUGACUGAGACGACAACUGUAACGACUCAGGCGAACAGCAUGCCUACGAGUAAUGCGUGUGGCCCACAAACAACCGUUACCGCUACUGUGACCACCACAACCACCAUCACCCCCAAGGCUUCUGCCGUUUAG
Molecule: messenger RNA, 1080 nt
Organism: Aspergillus nomiae NRRL 13137
Lineage: Eukaryota; Fungi; Ascomycota; Eurotiomycetes; Eurotiales; Aspergillaceae
Product: lytic polysaccharide monooxygenase auxiliary activity family 9 protein
Exons: 1
Coding region: 1-1080 (359 amino acids)
Source: RefSeq, a predicted model, not a curated record